Messenger RNA from Drosophila willistoni, 1767 nucleotides. RefSeq names its product esterase B1. The record is from RefSeq and is a predicted model, not a curated record. NCBI's taxonomy places the organism in Eukaryota, Metazoa, Arthropoda, Insecta, Diptera, Drosophilidae. The coding region runs from base 1 to 1731 and encodes 576 amino acids. The transcript has 5 exons.
AUGUCAAUAUUAUGGUUAAAAAUCUCGGAAGGUCUGCGUUGGCAGUAUAAAACCUAUGAACAUAAAUUUAAUAACUAUCGGCGUUCAACAAAUCAAACAAUUAUUGCCAAUACAGAAUAUGGACAAGUGAGGGGCAGCAAGAGAAUAUCCAUCUAUGAUGUGCCAUAUUAUAGCUUUGAGGGCAUUCCAUAUGCCCAGCCACCGCUGGGUGAGCUCCGUUUUCGUGCUCCUCAACCGCCUAAAGCCUGGGAGGGUAUUCGAGAUUGUAGAAAUAUUAAAGACAAGGCCACACAAAUGCAUUUUCUAUUUGACUCUACAGAAGGAACUGAGGACUGCCUUUAUCUGAAUGUCUACACGAAUAAUGUUACUCCCGCCAAGCCACGACCUGUUAUGGUUUGGAUACAUGGCGGAGGUUUUCAGAUUGGCGAGGCUAGUCAUGCCUGGCAUGGACCCGAUUAUUUCAUGAAAGAAGAUGUCAUUUUCAUAUCCAUACAAUUUCGCUUGGGCCCAUUAGGUUUCCUAAGUCUUAAGUCACCCGAGUUGAAUGUGCCCGGCAAUGCUGGCCUCAAGGAUCAGUUAAUGGCUUUGAAAUGGAUAAAGAAGAAUUGCUCACACUUUGGCGGCGAUCCGAAUUGCAUUACUGUAUUCGGAGAGAGUGCAGGAGGCACUUCCGUGAAUUGUUUAAUGCUUACGGAUAAAGCAAAGGGCCUUUUCCAUCGUGGCAUAUUGCAAUCUGGUUGUGCUGUGGCACCUUGGGCUUUUAAUGGUGACAUCACUCAUAGAGCUUAUCGGUUGGCCAAAGCAUCGGGCUACAAGGGUCCAGACAAUGAUAAGGAUGUGUUGGACUAUUUGCUCAAGGCCAAGGCUAAAGAUCUCAUGUAUGUGGCAGAGCAUGAUUUAAAAGAGGAAGAACGUAAUGCCAAGACAUAUUUUCUUUUUGGCCCAUCGUUGGAGCCAUAUGAAACGGCAUAUUGUAUGUUUCCUAAGCAACCUAUAGAUCUAUUGAAAAACUCUUGGGGCAAUUCAAUUCCCAUGUUGGUAGGCAAUACUUCGUAUGAGGGACUAAUCUUCAUGCCAGAGGUCAAAUUCUUCCCAUCGGUGGUCAAGCAUGUGGAUAUUGGCACUCCGUUCAUCCCAGCUGAAUUGAUGGCCACAAAACCGAGUGAGCAGCAGAUAACAAAUUGGAGUACAACAAUUCGGAAUGCAUAUCGCACCGAGAAACUUGCCACGCCUCACGACUACAUGGAGCUCUGCUCUAUGCACUAUUUCAUUUUUCCAAUGGUGCGUGUGAUCAAUGCUCGACUGUCUGAUGAAAAUAGUGCUCCCCUUUACAUCUAUCGCUAUGAUUUCGAUUCAGAGAAGAUGAUCUAUCCGUAUCGUAUUAAGCGUUUGGGUCGCGGUGUUAAGGGCGUCUGUCAUGCCGACGAUUUGGCCUAUUUGUUUGGCUCCAUGCAUGCCUAUCGCCUGCCCAAGGAGAGUCGCGAAUAUCGAAAUAUUGAACGUACAAUUGCCAUUUGGACACAGUUUGCGGCCACAGGUAAUCCAAAUACUCAGAGAAUUCCCGAAAUGGAUACGUGGCAUCCAGCAAAUAAAUCAGAUAAGAUCCUUAAAUGUCUGAACAUAAGCGAUGAUCUGAAAUUCAUAGAUAUGCCCGAGUGGCCACAUUUAAAAAUUUGGGAAAGUCUUUACGAUGGUAAUGAAGAGUUAAUACUAUCGGGAGGUAAGCUAUAGAUUCCUACCUAUUAUGUGUUUCAAUCGAAAGCAAAA